Molecule: messenger RNA, 810 nt
Organism: Myripristis murdjan (pinecone soldierfish)
Lineage: Eukaryota; Metazoa; Chordata; Actinopteri; Holocentriformes; Holocentridae
Product: proproteinase E-like
Exons: 8
Coding region: 1-810 (269 amino acids)
Biological process (GO): proteolysis
Molecular function (GO): serine-type endopeptidase activity
Source: RefSeq, a predicted model, not a curated record
AUGAUGUGGAGACUCACCUUGUUGCUGCUCCAGGCAGUAUGUGUUUUUGGAUGUGGUACACCCACCUUCAAGCCUAACACCAACAGGGUGGUGAAUGGGGAGGAUGCUCGCCCCCACAGCUGGCCUUGGCAGAUUUCCUUGCAGGUGAAGCAUGGCAGCCGUUUCCAUCACACUUGUGGAGGAACUCUGAUUGGUCCUCGCUGGGUCCUGACUGCUGGCCACUGCAUCUGGCCGGGAGAUGUAUACCGUGUGGUCUUUGGAGAGCAUGACAUGAGCCAGCAGGAGGGAACUGAACAGAUCAGAGAUGUACUGCGUAUUGUUGUUCACCCCAACUGGGACAUUGACCACGUGGGUGAUGGCAAUGACCUUGCUCUGCUGAAACUGGAUAAGAGUCCUAUAAUGAAUGACAACGUUGGCCUGGCUUGUCUUCCUGAGGCCGGAGAGAUCCCUGCUCAUGGAGCCCCAUGCUACAUUUCAGGCUGGGGAAACCUUUACACCCAUGGCCCCAUGCCUGAUAAGCUGCAGCAGGCCUUGCUGCCUGUGGUGGAGUACAGUGUGUGCAGUCGCAGUGACUGGUGGGGCAUCAAUGUGAAACGCACCAUGAUCUGUGCUGGAGGAGACACUGUCUCUGGCUGCAAUGGAGACUCUGGAGGUCCUUUAAACUGUAUGGGUCAGGAUGGUAAGUGGUACGUCCAAGGUGUCACCAGUUUUGUUUCCUCUCGUACCUGCAAUGAGGUGAAAAAGCCCACCGUCUUCACCCGCACCUCUGCCUUCAUCAAAUGGAUUGAUGAUACCAUGCUUCAUUACUAA